This is a messenger RNA of Macaca mulatta (Rhesus monkey), 2866 nucleotides long. RefSeq names its product alpha-1,3-mannosyl-glycoprotein 4-beta-N-acetylglucosaminyltransferase B (gene MGAT4B). Lineage: Eukaryota; Metazoa; Chordata; Mammalia; Primates; Cercopithecidae. Gene Ontology annotation, biological process: protein N-linked glycosylation. Gene Ontology annotation, cellular component: Golgi stack; endoplasmic reticulum-Golgi intermediate compartment; endoplasmic reticulum. Gene Ontology annotation, molecular function: acetylglucosaminyltransferase activity. The record is from RefSeq and is a predicted model, not a curated record.
CUCCGCGGCGGCCCCAGAUCCAGGCCCCAGAUCCAGGCCGGGCCGCGGCUCUCGCCGCCCAGCCCAGCCCAGCCCGGCCUGGCCCGGCCCUGCCGCGGAGGCGAGGCCGCCAGUGUCCCGCGCCCCUGAUACCUGCAGUGAGCCUGAUAUCUGCCUCUGCUCCUCUGAGCCUGUUCCUUUUCCCUGAGUACAGGGCACAAAGCUUGCGCCCUGAGAAGCGGCAGGCGCGCUCCCCGGCCCGGUCCCUGCCCGGCCCCGGCCCCCCCGCCCCUCCCCGCCCCGGGGCCGGGGCCCCUGCAGCCGCCGCCUUCCGACCCCUGCGCCCCGGCCCCGGUUCCCCGGGCCAUGCAGCCUCGGCCCCGCGGGCGCCCGCCGCGCAUCGGAGGAGAUGAGGCUCCGCAAUGGCACCUUCCUGACGCUGCUGCUCUUCUGCCUGUGCGCCUUCCUCUCGCUGUCCUGGUACGCGGCACUCAGCGGCCAGAAAGGUAAGCGCGACCCCCGCCCGGCCGGCCCGGCCCGCACCUGGCGCACCUGGGCGUCGGCGGCGGGAGCGGGCCCGGCGGUGGCCGCGGGAGGCGGCCGGAAGCCGACGCAGGCGCCCCUUCCCCGCCCGGGCGGCGCGGAGGACGCCCCUCCCACCCUCCCCCACUUGUUUGCUGCUGGAGCCGCGGCGUCCUCCUCGGGCCCGGGCUGCGCCUGCCCGCCCAGCGCUGGCCGCGCCCGUGGGUGCCCCGGACCGGACUCCGCGGGCGCAGCUGAGCUGGGGACCCGUGGGGGUCUCGGCACAGACCCAAGGUCACAGAGGUCCCGGAACGCCAGCCACAGCCACUUGGGCAGGACCUGGGCCGGCGUGAGGGACACAGGCGCGAGGGCACCGCUAGGCGGCGACGUUGUGGACGUUUACCAGCGGGAGUUCCUGGCGCUGCGCGAUCGGUUGCACGCAGCUGAGCAGGAGAGCCUCAAGCGCUCCAAGGAGCUCAACUUGGUGCUGGACGAGAUCAAGAGGGCCGUGUCGGAAAGGCAGGCGCUGCGAGACGGAGACGGCAAUCGCACCUGGGGCCGCCUAACAGAGGACCCCCGAUUGAAGCCGUGGAACGGCUCACACCGGCACGUGCUGCACCUGCCCACCGUCUUCCACCACCUGCCACACCUGCUGGCCAAGGAGAGCAGUCUGCAGCCCGCGGUGCGCGUGGGCCAGGGCCGCACGGGAGUGUCGGUGGUGAUGGGCAUCCCGAGCGUGCGGCGCGAGGUGCACUCGUACCUGACUGACACUCUGCACUCGCUCAUCUCCGAGCUGAGCCCGCAGGAGAAGGAGGACUCGGUCAUCGUGGUGCUGAUCGCUGAGACCGACUCACAGUACACUUCGGCAGUGACAGAGAACAUCAAGGCCUUGUUCCCCACGGAGAUCCAUUCUGGGCUCCUGGAGGUCAUCUCACCCUCCCCCCACUUCUACCCUGACUUCUCCCGCCUCCGAGAGUCCUUUGGGGACCCCAAGGAGAGAGUCAGGUGGAGGACCAAACAGAACCUCGAUUACUGCUUCCUCAUGAUGUACGCGCAGUCCAAAGGCAUCUACUACGUGCAGCUGGAGGAUGACAUCGUGGCCAAGCCCAACUACCUGAGCACCAUGAAGAACUUUGCGCUGCAGCAGCCUUCAGAGGACUGGAUGAUCCUGGAGUUCUCCCAGCUGGGCUUCAUUGGCAAGAUGUUCAAGUCACUGGACCUGAGCCUGAUUGUAGAGUUCAUCCUCAUGUUCUACCGGGACAAGCCCAUUGACUGGCUCUUGGACCAUAUUCUGUGGGUGAAAGUCUGCAACCCCGAGAAGGAUGCGAAGCACUGUGACCGGCAGAAGGCCAACCUGCGGAUCCGCUUCAAGCCGUCCCUCUUCCAGCAUGUGGGCACUCACUCCUCGCUGGCUGGCAAGAUCCAGAAACUGAAGGACAAGGACUUUGGAAAGCAGGCGCUGCGGAAGGAGCAUGUGAACCCGCCAGCAGAGGUGAGCACGAGCCUGAAGACAUACCAGCACUUCACCCUGGAGAAGGCCUACCUGCGCGAGGACUUCUUCUGGGCCUUCACCCCUGCCGCGGGGGACUUCAUCCGCUUUCGCUUCUUCCAGCCCCUAAGACUGGAGCGGUUUUUCUUCCGCAGUGGGAACAUCGAGCACCCGGAGGACAAGCUCUUCAACACGUCUGUGGAGGUGCUGCCCUUCGACAACCCUCAGUCGGACAAGGAGGCCCUGCAGGAGGGCCGCACCGCCACCCUCCGGUACCCUCGGAGCCCCGACGGCUACCUCCAGAUUGGCUCCUUCUACAAGGGAGUGGCAGAGGGAGAGGUGGACCCAGCCUUCGGCCCUCUGGAAGCGCUGCGCCUCUCGAUCCAGACGGACUCCCCUGUGUGGGUGAUUCUGAGCGAGAUCUUCCUGAAAAAGGCCGACUAAGCUGCGAGCUUCUCCCUGUGGCCAGCCCUGAAGCCCACGUUUCUGGGGAUGUCGUCACUGCCGUCCCCGGAGGGCCAGAUACGGCCCCGCCCGAAGGGUUCUGCCUGGCGCCGGGCUUGGGCCAGCCUGGGGUCCGCCGCUGGCCCGGAGGCCCUAGGAGCUGGUGCUGCCCCCGCCCGCCGGGCCGCGGAGGAGGCAGGCGGCCCCCACACUGUGCCUGAGGCCCGGAACCGUUCGCACCCGGCCUGCCCCAGUCAGGCCGUUUUAGAAGAGCUUUUUCUUGGGCGCCCGCUGUCUCUGGCGCGAACACUGGAAUGCAUAUACUACUUUAUGUGCUGUGUUUUUUAUUCUUGGAUACAUUUGAUUUUUUCACGUAAGUCCACAUAUACUUCUAUAAGAGCGUGACUUGUAAUAAAGGGUUAAUGAAGUGUG